UUAACCUCUGUUUAAUUCCAACAAUGGCUACCCUCAGAUACUUACUCUCCAAAUCAUCACUUCUAAAACUCGGCCAUCUUCACCAUUCCAACAACUUCACACCCAUUUCCCAAUUCAUAAGAACUCUUCAAUCUUUCGUUUCCAGAGAAUUCCAUUCCCAUUCACCUAAUAAUUCUAGAAGCUUCUGCACUUUCCCUGAAUACUCUGAUUCUUCAGUCGCUGCCGCUUUGAAUCUUGAUAGUCGUGUUGCUGCCACUAUUAUUACUGGUUUUCUUGGCUCUGGAAAGACUACUCUGUUGAAUCACAUACUGACAUCUCAGCAUGGGAAGCGGAUUGCUGUGAUUGAAAAUGAGUUUGGUGAGGUGGACAUUGAUGGCUCAUUGGUUGCUAGUCAUUCUUCAUCUAACGAGGAUAUUCUCAUGGUUAAUAAUGGCUGUCUGUGUUGUACUGUACGUGGUGACCUUGUUAAGAUGCUUUUGGAGCUUGUUAAGAACAGGAGAGACAAAUUUGAUCACAUAGUUAUUGAGACAACAGGUCUUGCAAAGCCUGGUCCCGUUAUUGAAACAUUUUGUUCUGAUGAAUUGGUUUCAAGGCAUGUCAAACUUGAUGGAGUCGUUACAUUGGUUGAUUGCAAGCACGCCUUGCAGCAUUUAAAUGAGGUAAAACCCAGAUUUGUGGUAAAUGAGGCUGUCGAACAAGUGGCUUAUGCAGAUCGAAUUAUCUUGAACAAGAUAGACUUGGUAACUGAAGCCGAGCUCGAAGUGCUAACAAAGAGAAUCAAGCAUAUCAAUGGGAUGGCACAAAUAAAGAAAGCAAAGCAUGGGUUGGUUGAUAUGGACUUCGUUUUGGGAGUUGGUGGCUACGAUCUUGACAGAAUUGAUUCUCAAGUUCAAUCAGAGGGCUCCCACUGUGGGCACAAACAUGGAGAUGGGCAUGAACAUCACGAGGGCCACCAUCAUGAUCAUGUACAUGAUUCUGCUGUAUCCAGUGUUAGUAUUGUGUCCGAGGGAACCUUAGAUUUAGAUGAGGUUGAUGAUUGGCUUGAAAGACUGAUUGAAGAGAAUGGGGAUGACCUAUACAGGAUGAAAGGGGUUUUAUCUGUGAGUGGUUCUGAAGAGCGCUAUGUUUUCCAGGGGGUACAUUCCAUUUUAGAUGGAUGCCCAGGCAAGACAUGGGAACCAAAUGAGAAGAGAAUAAACAAGUUAGUAUUCAUAGGCAGAAACCUAGAUGAAACUGCAUUAAGAAAAGGUUUCAAAGGCUGCUUAGCGUGAGGAAUAGACGAUGGACGCAUGUUAUCCCCCGGUAAGCUGUGGCUCAGCUGGAUAAUGAUAGCCGCAGGCUGACCCCAUGAAAUUGUAGAGUUCAGUUGUGAUCUAGGGUAUGAUCUCAUGUGGCACUCUCUUUUAUCUUGGUUCCUUCUCUCGAUUUCUUUUUCCCGCAGGGACUUGUCUCAUGUAAAAAAAGUUGUGAUGAAUGAUGUACUGCUCAUUUGAAAUGUACAUUCAAGUUAAUUUGUUCUUCCUUCA
This is a messenger RNA of Lycium ferocissimum, 1526 nucleotides long. RefSeq lists its product as uncharacterized. The record is from RefSeq and is a predicted model, not a curated record. Bases 24 to 1271 code for a protein of 415 amino acids. The transcript is spliced from 10 exons. NCBI's taxonomy places the organism in Eukaryota, Viridiplantae, Streptophyta, Magnoliopsida, Solanales, Solanaceae. Gene Ontology annotation, cellular component: cytoplasm.